Coccomyxa subellipsoidea C-169 is the source of this 733-nucleotide messenger RNA. Its product is annotated as chlorophyll antenna size regulatory protein. Gene Ontology annotation, cellular component: EMC complex. The record is from RefSeq and is a predicted model, not a curated record. Bases 117 to 713 code for a protein of 198 amino acids. NCBI's taxonomy places the organism in Eukaryota, Viridiplantae, Chlorophyta, Trebouxiophyceae, Coccomyxaceae. The transcript is spliced from 5 exons.
CUUUUGAUCCCAAGUUCUUACGUCUGUAAAUUUGUUUGUAAACACUUUUGAACAUAUCCGGUGGCCAAUAUAAUCCUGGCCUUGCAAAGGAAAGUUAAAUUACAAAGUCUUGCACGAUGGGUUGCUCUAUUGACAGACUAGCGAUACUCAAGAUCCUUCUUCACGCUGCAAAAUAUCCGUCAGCGUCCAUCAAUGGCGUUCUCCUUGGCAGGGAAUCGCCUAGUGCAUCAGACGGGGAAGCGGCUCUUCUCGUAGUUGAUGCCAUUCCUUUGUUCCACUCGUUCCUCACGCUAGCUCCCUCUUUGGAGACUGCAUUGCUCCAGGUGGACGCUUUCUGUAGAGCAGACGGCAAGGUCAAGGUGGUGGGGUACUAUCAUGCAAAUGAGCGGCUGAAUGAACUCGAUCUGAAGCCCGCAGCAAGGAAGAUUGCUGACAGAAUACAGCAACGGAUACCUCAGGCUGUAACACUGCUGCUUGACAAUGGCAAAUUGUCAGGGCUUGCCGAGCACAACUCCACAGACAUCCUUCAGCUAUGGGUUAAGGACGGGCGCGGCUGGGUCAGAAGUGCUGCAAACAGGCUGAAAGCUGACAGCGGUGGGCUGGCAGACCUGUACAUGGAGAUGCUGUUGCAGGGAAAGCACUCCCAAAUCAGCGAUUUUGAUGACCACCUGAAUGACCUCACCAAGGACUGGACGAACAAGGAUUUGCUGUGAAAGGUUUUGCAGGCUUCUCU